AUGUCUGAUAAGUCGCACAGUGUUAUGCGUUUAGCUGUUCAUUUACCAAAUCAACAACAAAUUGUUUAUCAUAGCGGGCAUGAAGUUGAAGCUGUCGCUCGAGCCUCUACUAGAAACACAACUUUGACAGCAUGGUUUGAGAUUCAUAAAACUGAUGUGGAAGCUUGCAGUUAUUACUAUUCUGAUAUGCCACAUUAUUACGUUUUUGAUAAAAGUAAUAGAUGGAAAAGACGGCAAAGAGGCGGGGAUCAAAUUAUUGGCAGGAUGCCUGUUGUCAGUAUUCAAGACAGUGAACGUUUUUAUUUGCGAAUGCUGUUAUUAAGGAAAUCUGGUGCAAUUAGCUUUGAUGAUUUAAAAACCGUUAAUGGAAAUCUCUGUGCCAGCUAUCAACAAGCAUGUAGAAAACUUGGUUUUCUUGAAGGAGAUGAACACUGGCAUAAUACUUUGUGUGAAGCUUCACAAAUACGUAUGCCGCGCCAUUUGCGAAUGCUCUUUGCUGUUAUCUGCGGAUUCGGAGAAAUUGAAAACAUUCCUGAACUUUGGAGAGAGCAUAGGGAUCUUAGUGAAGAUUUUGCACUCCAAUACUCUGAAGAAACAGCAGUACAGUAUGCUCUUGCUGAAAUUAGUGAAAUGUUAGUAGUUUAUGGAUUAACUUUACAGAAAGUUAACCUUCCAGAAGUCACCUUAUCUGAAAUUCGACAAUGUUUACCAGUCUAA
This is a messenger RNA of Parasteatoda tepidariorum (common house spider), 717 nucleotides long. RefSeq lists its product as uncharacterized. NCBI's taxonomy places the organism in Eukaryota, Metazoa, Arthropoda, Arachnida, Araneae, Theridiidae. The record is from RefSeq and is a predicted model, not a curated record.